Messenger RNA from Tetranychus urticae (two-spotted spider mite), 2321 nucleotides. RefSeq names its product long-chain fatty acid transport protein 4-like. NCBI's taxonomy places the organism in Eukaryota, Metazoa, Arthropoda, Arachnida, Trombidiformes, Tetranychidae. The record is from RefSeq and is a predicted model, not a curated record. Gene Ontology annotation, biological process: long-chain fatty acid import into cell; long-chain fatty acid metabolic process. Gene Ontology annotation, cellular component: plasma membrane; endoplasmic reticulum membrane. Gene Ontology annotation, molecular function: long-chain fatty acid transmembrane transporter activity; long-chain fatty acid-CoA ligase activity.
CAUAUAAAUUCAUGAUGUUUUGUAAAAGACAAGAUCAAUAGAUUUUCUUCUGAUUUAUAUUAAUAUUUAAAAGCAAGCCUAACAAAAGCAUUCAGUACAACUUUGGUUUUAAAAGUUAAUGCUGCGAUGUCGAGCAAUUCUUUAGUGAGUAUUUUCAAAAGGAUUCAACAUUAUGGUAAAGUCUUUUACCUUUCAAUUGGCCGAGAUAUCAAGGGCUCACGAUUAUUGGUUUCGAUGCAAGCGUAUGCUUGGAAAAUGAAAAGAUCAAAUGCUACAGUUGUUACCCAAUUUAAUCAUGUGGUCAGUGCUAAUAAAAACAAGCCAGCUAUAAUCUGUCAAGAUAAAGUAUGGACUUUUCAAGAUCUUGAUUCAUUUUCAAAUAAAAUUGCUCAAACCUUUGUGUCAUCUGGUUACAAACCUGGAGAUGAAGUUGCACUAUUAAUGGACAAUAAGCCUGAAUUUGUUGGUAUAUGGCUAGGUGCAGCAAAAGCAGGCUUGAUAACAGCUUUACUCAAUACAAAUCUUAAAUCAUCGACACUUUUACAUUCAAUUAGUGUUAUUAAAACUCGUGCUUUAAUAUAUGACUCCAUUUUUGAAUCAGUGGUUCAAGAUUUACAGAAGAUACUUCCAUCAGAUAAAACAAUUCAAUUUUACCGCUAUGAUGAAAAUGGAAAAAAGGUUGAUGAGAAAAACACAAAAGCCAAAUCACUUAUCCCGUUGAUUGAAGCAUCAGCUGAUCGUCCCGUUAAUUACAUUGGACAAGUGAAAAAUCGUCUGUUAUACAUUUAUACAUCGGGCACAACUGGAUUUCCAAAGGCUGCUAUCAUAACUCAUGGACAAUUUUGUCUGUUUGGACACACUAUUCAAAAACUCACCUCGAUGACUUCAAAAGAUGUACUUUAUAUCCCGUUGCCUCUCUAUCACUUUGCUGGUGGUGUUUUAGGGAUCAGUAAUUGUCUUAUUUAUGGUACAACGACUGCUUUAAGGAACAAAUUUUCAGUCAAACAUUUCUGGGACGAUUGUAAGAAGUACAACUGUACUGUUGCUCAAUAUAUUGGUGAGACUGUUCGUUAUCUGCUUGCUCAACCACCAAGUGCCAAAGAUCGCGAUCACAAUGUUCGUUGUGUUUAUGGUAAUGGUUUUAGACCUACAUUCUGGGUGGAAUUCAAGGAAAGAUUUGGUAUCCCGAAUGUAAUUGAAAUCUAUGGUUCUACUGAAGGUGUUGCUAGAAGUGCAAAUGUUAAUAGCCAUAAUGGAGCUUGUGGUUUCAUACCUUCUUGGAUUCCUACAUGGUUAUUGACUAAAUUUUUCCCGAUUAUGUUGAUUCAUAUAGAUCAAGAAACAGGAGAACCUAUUCGUAAUGAAAAAGGCUUGUGUGUUGCUUGUGAACCUGGUGAAGUUGGACAAGUAGUUGCAAAGGUUGAUAAACGUGAUUUGACCAAAACAUUUGCAGGGUAUACUGAUAAAGAAGCAACACGAAGUAAGAUCUUAAAAGACGUUUUUCGAAAGGGCGAUUCAUAUUAUGCAUCGGGUGAUUUAUUGGUUCGAGAUGAACUAGGAUAUCUUUAUUUUGUUGAUAGAACUGGCGAUACUUUUAGAUGGAAAGGUGAAAAUGUUUCCACAGGUGAAGUUGAAGCAGUUAUUGGAUCCAUCACAAAUCAUGCAGAUACAGUUGUCUAUGGUGUCCUUGUACCAGGUAACGAGGGUAGAGCUGGAAUGGUUGCUAUAAGAGAUACAACUGGAUCUCUUGACUUAAAAGAUUUACUAAUUAAAAUGAAGAAAGAGUUACCACAAUAUGCUAUUCCAAUUUUUAUACGAUUAACUGCUGAUAUCGAGGUAACUUCAACAUUUAAAAUGCCAAAAUUUACACUUAAAAAAGAGAGUUAUGACAUAAAUUUGGUGAACGAUCCAAUUUUCGUGUUGGAUUGGAAAAACGAAGAGUACAAAAAACUAGACAAAGAAACUUAUAAUAAGAUAAUCAAUGGUGAAUAUAAGUUUUGAAUCGCUGACUUUCUGUAAAAUGAAUUAUAGACAUCAAAUCGAUACUCAAAAUCUAAAGAAUCACUGCGAAAUUCAUGAUGGCAUCUUUUCAAUAUUGAUUGCUUAAUCUUUUUGUAACUAUCAAUACUUUAUUUCAUUUACACCAUGAGCUAUUUCGUAACUCAAUACUUAUCGUUUUAAAUCCCUUCCAUUUAUAUAUUAUCGAAAAACGAUCGUUUAUGUUAUCAAUAAAUAUAUAAAUUCAUGAUGUUCUGUAAAAAACAAGAUCAAGAGAUUUCUUUCUGAUUUAUCUGGGUAUUAAAGUAAACCAAACAAAAGCA